AUGUCUCCCGGAAUCACAGAGACUGUGGUCCCCAGCAAAGCCACGACCCUCACUCAUCUUACCGAAGGAUGGGACGACACUCUCCGAUUUUACCUAAACGGCACGAGAGUCACGCUAGACUCGAUCGACCCCGAAGUUACACUACUCGAAUAUCUGAGAGGCAUUGGGCUGAAAGGCACCAAGUUAGGCUGUGCGGAGGGAGGUUGUGGAGCAUGCACUGUAGUUGUCUCGCAUUUCAACCCAACGACCAAGAAAAUCUACCAUGCCUCCAUCAACGCUUGUCUUGCGCCUUUGGUUAGUGUCGAUGGGAAACAUGUUAUAACAAUCGAGGGGAUUGGGAGUAUCAAGAACCCUCAUGCUGUGCAGCAACGGAUCGCGGUGGGAAAUGGAAGUCAGUGCGGGUUCUGUACGCCAGGGAUUGUCAUGAGUCUCUACGCCCUCCUGCGUAACAACCCGAAGCCGUCGGAACUUGCCGUUGAAGAAGCUUUUGAUGGAAACCUUUGCCGGUGCACCGGAUACCGGCCUAUCUUGGACGCAGCCCAGAGCUUCAAUACAUCGAAUAUUUGUGGGAAAGCGACUGCAAAUGGCGGAGGUGGCUGUUGUAUGGAGAAACAGAACGGUUCAUGCUGCGAAGAGCACCCGGAGACCCACGGUGAAAAUGGCAGUUCGGCGAAAUUUUCACCACCGGAUUUCAUCCCUUACAGCCCAGACACGGAAUUAAUAUUCCCUUCGGCUCUACGGAAACAUGAAUUUCGACCACUGGCAUUGGGCAACAAACGAAAGAAGUGGUAUCGACCUGCUACAUUGGAACAGCUCCUGGAAAUAAAGAGCGUUCAUCCUACAGCAAAGCUCAUCGGCGGGAGCACUGAGACACAGAUCGAGACUAAGUUUAAGGCUUUGCGGUAUAAUCCCUCCGUCUACGUGGGCGAUAUUAUCGAACUGCGCCAGUACUCCUUUCAAGACGACCACUUGGAGAUCGGCGCCAACGUGUCUCUGACCGACCUCGACGAUAUCUGCGAAGAAGCCCUGGAAAGAUAUGGCCCUGUUCGGGGCCAGCCCUUCAACGCCAUCAAGAAACAGCUCCGUUACUUCGCCGGGAGGCAAAUUCGGAAUGUCGCAUCUCCGGCUGGAAAUUUGGCUACCGCGUCGCCCAUUUCAGAUCUAAACCCAGUUUUUGUCGCAACGAAUACGGUCUUGACUGCCAAGUCACUGGGUAAAGAGACAGACCUACCGAUGAGCGAAUUCUUCAAAGGGUACCGAACGACCGCUCUUCCUCCGGACGCUAUUAUUGCCAGUCUACGCAUUCCAAUCUCGCAGGCAAAAGGGGAAUAUAUCCGUGCUUACAAGCAGUCAAAAAGAAAGGAUGAUGAUAUUGCCAUUGUCAACGCCGCUCUACGCGUAUCACUCUCGCCCACGAACGAUGUCACAGGCGUGAACUUGGUUUUCGGAGGUCUAGCCCCGAUGACUGUCUCUGCGAAGAAUGCAGAAACUUUCUUAAACGGAAAAAGGUUCACCAGCCCUGCUACCUUGGAGGGUACCAUGGGUGCCCUAGAGAGGGACUUUGAUCUGAAGUUUGGAGUUCCGGGCGGUAUGGCUACGUAUCGCAGGUCUCUUGCUUUGGGUUUCUUUUACCGAUUCUACCAUGACGUCCUCCGCGAGCUCAAUGUCUGUGCCGCUGAUCUUGAUGAGGACGUGGUCGCUGAAAUCGAGAGAGCUAUUUCUUCUGGGAAGAAGGAUCAGGAGUCAUCAGUGGCUUAUGAACAAAACACCCUUGGGAAAUCUACACCUCACGUCUCGGCGAUGAAACAAGCCACUGGUGAGGCUCAAUAUACCGACGACAUCCCUGCGCAGCAGAACGAGCUAUACGGUUGCCUUGUCAUCUCAGCUAAAGCUCAUGCCAAGAUUCUUAAUGUUGACGCAUCCGCGGCUUUGGAUAUGCCAGGUGCCCACUAUUUCGUCACGCAUAAGGACUUGCCCAGCCCAGAAGCCAAUUGGUGGGGCGCUCCAGUAUCCGAUGAGCAGUUCUUUGCAGUGGACAAGGUUACUACCGCCGGCCAGCCUAUCGGCAUGAUCCUUGCAAGCUCAGCGAAGGCUGCUGAAGAUGCUUCCAGGGCUGUCAAAGUCGAAUACGAGGAUUUGCCGGCAAUCCUGACCAUUGAGGAGGCAAUUGAAGCGAAAUCGUUCUUUGGCCAUGACCAUUCCAUCAAAAAUGGUGAUACCGAUUCUGCUUUCAAACAAGCGGACCAUGUCUUUACGGGGGUGUCGAGGAUGGGUGGCCAGGAGCACUUUUAUCUGGAAACACAGGCUUGUGUGGCCAUUCCGAAGCUCGAGGAUGGUGAAAUGGAGGUCUGGAGUAGUACUCAGAACCCUACCGAGACACAAGCAUACGUUGCUCAGGUUACCGGCGUUGCUGAGAAUAAGAUUGUUUCUAGAGUCAAGCGACUCGGUGGUGGUUUCGGCGGUAAAGAAACGCGCUCCGUUCUGCUCGCUGGUAUAUGCGCCACAGCAGCUGCAAAGGCUAGGCGACCGGUUCGAUGCAUGCUCAACCGCGAUGAAGAUAUUGCCGUCUCAGGACAGCGUCAUCCGUUCCUCUGCCAAUGGAAGGUGGGGGUGGCCAAAGAUGGAAAGCUUCUUGCACUUGACGCAGAUGUCUUUGCCAAUGGUGGCAAUACGCAAGAUCUCUCUGCCGCGGUUGUAGAUAGAAGUUUGUCGCAUAUUGACAACGUUUACAACUUUCCAAAUGUCAAUGUUCGGGGUCGCAUUUGCAAGACCAACACGGUAUCCAACACCGCAUUCCGUGGAUUUGGAGGUCCCCAGGGGCUUUUCUUCGCGGAAUGCAUUGUGGAAGAAGUCGCGGAUUAUCUAAAUAUCCCCGUGGAGAAGUUACGGGAGAAGAACAUGUAUCAACCUGGUGACAAGACUCAUUUCAACCAGGAGCUCAAGGAUUGGCAUGUUCCGCUUAUGUACAAGCAAGUCCUGGAAGAGAGCUCCUACAAAGAACGCCGGAAAGCCGUGGAAGAAUACAACAAGAACCACAGAUGGUCGAAACGCGGCAUGGCUAUCAUCCCAACCAAGUUCGGCAUCUCCUUCACUGCUACAUUCCUGAACCAGGCAGGAGCACUAGUACACAUCUACCGUGAUGGAAGCGUGCUCGUCGCCCACGGCGGUGUCGAAAUGGGCCAGGGCCUACACACCAAAAUGAUAAUGAUAGCAGCAGAAGCUCUUCAAGUGCCCCAAUCUGACGUCUUCAUCUCAGAAACCGCUACAAACACAGUUGCCAACACAUCGCCCACAGCCGCCUCCGCUAGUUCCGACCUAAAUGGCUACGCCAUCUUCAAUGCUUGCGAGCAACUCAACCAACGCCUCCAACCCUACCGCAAGAAAAUGCCCAAUGCCAGCUUAAAAGACCUCGCCAACGCAGCGUACUUCGACCGCGUCAACCUCUCCGCGCAAGGCUACUACCGCACCCCCGACAUCGGCUACGUCUGGGGCGAGAACACAGGCCAGAUGUUUUUCUACUUCACGCAAGGCGUAACAGCGGCAGAAGUCCAAAUUGACACUCUAACAGGCGACUGGACAGUCUUGCGGGCCGAUAUCAAAAUGGACGUCGGCCAAUCCAUCAAUCCCGCCGUCGACUACGGCCAAAUCGAAGGCGCUUUUAUCCAAGGCCAGGGCCUCUUCACGACCGAAGAAAGCCUCUGGCACAGAGCAACCGGCCAAAUCGCCACCAAGGGUCCCGGGAACUACAAAAUCCCUGGCUUCCGCGAUAUCCCGCAGGUCUUCAACGUGAGUCUGCUCAAGGACGUGGAGUGGGAAAAUCUACGGACGAUCCAGCGCUCGCGGGGUGUUGGCGAGCCGCCGCUUUUUAUGGGGAGUGCGGUUUUCUUUGGGAUUAGGGAUGCGCUCAAGGCGGCGAGGAGGGAGUGGGGGGUUAGUGAGGUGUUGAGGUUGAGGAGUCCGGCGACGCCGGAGAGGAUUAGGGUUAGUUGUGUGGAUCCGAUCAUUGAGAGGGUGAGGGUUGUUCCGGAGAAGGAGGAGAAGAGCUUUUUUGUUGAGAUUUAG
Molecule: messenger RNA, 4062 nt
Organism: Aspergillus chevalieri
Lineage: Eukaryota; Fungi; Ascomycota; Eurotiomycetes; Eurotiales; Aspergillaceae
Product: putative xanthine dehydrogenase HxA
Exons: 4
Coding region: 1-4062 (1353 amino acids)
Molecular function (GO): oxidoreductase activity; iron ion binding; FAD binding
Source: RefSeq, a predicted model, not a curated record